AUGAAUGGCCCAACUAGAUAUGCCUUAGAGCAAUGGCUGGCUACAACGGCAGACACUGGCCCCCGUGCGCGCCUUGGUGUAUCCUUUCAUAACCUACAUGCAUAUGGCUUCAUAUCAUCAACUGACUAUCAAGCCACUGUUGGUAGUUAUAUCUUAGCAAUUGGCGCUGUAUUGCGUCGAUUACUAGGCUACCAACAGCGUCAGAAGAUACAAAUUCUUCGCGGGUUUGACGGCCUAGUACGCAAUGGCGAGAUGCUUUUGGUUCUGGGUAGACCGGGGAGUGGGUGCUCGACUAUGCUGAAGGCUCUAACCGGCGAUACACAUGGGUUCUAUCUUGAAGCUGAGUCUGAAAUUAAUUAUCAAGGCAUUUCCUUCGAACACCUUCACAAUGACUGCAAAGGAGCCGCUAUCUAUCAAGCAGAGCUGGAUGUCCAUUUCCCCGAACUGACGUUGGGCGAAACUCUUGGCUUCGCUGCUACUGCACGAGCGUAUCAAAAUCAAAAUGACAACCAGAGAAACGAGAACAAUUCCCAACAUUCAUCUCCAAGCUCCCUUGUAGCCUCUAUAUUUGGUUUAUCAAAUUCUUUCCAGACUCUGAUGGGGAACGAAAUGAUCCGCGGUGUAUCAGGAGGGGAGAAAAAGCGAACUAGUAUCGCCGAGGCAUUCAUAGCCGGGGCUCCAAUUCAAGCCUGGGAUAAUACGACCCGUGGACUGGAUAGUCUAACGGCGCUUGAAGUCAUUGCAAUUUUAAAGACCUCUGCUACUGUCCGCGGCUCAUCUGUUAUGGUUAGUGUAUAUCAAGCCUCCCAAGCCAUAUAUGAUCAAUUUGAUAAAAUCACGCUACUCUACGAUGGCCUACAGAUAUACUUCGGGCCCAUCGACCAAGCAGUGCCCUAUUUCGAGCGGCUUGGCUUCGUUAAACCAGAGAGGCACACUACAGCCGACUUUUUGACCUCACUAACAAACCCUACUGAAAGGGCCCAUGUAGUAAAGACCGGGUUUGAAGAUAAGGUUCCGCGUUCCGCUGACGAAUUUGUAGAUGCUUGGGGUAAAAGUAUAGAACACCAAAGUCUAUUAGAUGAGAUCACGAAUUAUAAUACUGAGCACCCACUUCAAGAGGACGCAGUGCGACAGUAUCACGCUGCGAAAUCUGCGUCAUUGGGACGUGACAGCACCCAAUCCUCGCCAUAUAAUAUCUCGACUUACCACCAAAUUAUAGUCUGCGUGCAACGUGGUUUCUAUAGGAUUCGAAAUAACUACGUACCUGUAGUAUCAGGCAUAAUCGGAAACACCGUCGUGGCCAUCAUCAUCUCCAGUGUAUUCUAUAACCUACCCGAGACGACCGAUAGCUUUUACGGAAGAGCUGUUUUAAUCUUCUACAGCAUCGUCAUUAAUGCUGGCAUUAGUGCAUUCGAGGUCCUUACUAUGUGGGCGGCGCGCCCAAUCGUUGAAAAACACGACAAAUACAAGUUCUAUCACCCUUUCGUUGAGUCAACCGCUUCUAUGAUGUGUGACAUCCCGAACAAGGUGUUAACCUCCGUUGGAUUUAAUCUGUCCAUUUAUUUUAUGGCCAAUCUACGACGAACUCCCGGUGGCUUCUUUACCUUCUAUCUAUUUUCCUUCACGUGUCUCCUUACUAUGUCCAUGUUUUUUCGCAUGGUUGGCUCGCUGUCUCGUACGAUAGAACAAUCUAUGGCCCCUGUUGCGAAUUUAAUGCUGCUUUUCAUUAUAUAUGCAGGUUUCGUUAUUCCAGCCAAAUACAUGCAUCCUUGGUUUGGCUGGAUUAGGUGGAUAAACCCAAUUGGAUACGCGUACGAAAGCUUGAUGAUCAACGAGUUCUGGGAUCGAAUUUACUCAUGCACGACCAUGGUACCUUCAGGUCCCGCAUAUACCCAGGUCUCUUCAACUGAACGAAUAUGCUCUGCUGUGGGGAGCCUGCCUGGUGAAGACUUUGUGCGAGGUGAAAGAUACUUGGAGGUUCAGUACGGCUUCGUUAGAUCUCAUCUCUGGAGGAAUUUUGGUAUCUUGCUUGCAAUGAUGGUGGCAUUCUGCUUUGUUCAUCUCCUUGCUGUGGAGUACAUUCCUGCUCAGCGGUCAAAAGGAGAUAUUCUCCUCUUCUGCCGUGACCGCAAAGCUAGGAAUAAGCUCAUUGUCGCCGACGAGGAGAAAACAAUUACGGAUCCCGCUAUAUUAAUGCAAGCAAAUGAGAAAAUUACGACUGAGGUCAUAGCGGGCCACCAGCCCAGUAUCUUCGAUAACCUACAGAAGCAAACCGCGAUUUUUCAUUGGGACGGAAUUUGUUAUGAUAUCGAGACACGUCACGGUAAAAAACGCAUCCUCGACGAGGUGGAUGGCUUUGUUAAACCCGGGACACUGACGGCUCUGAUGGGAGCUACUGGAGCUGGCAAGACUACACUUUUAGACGUACUAGCCUGUCGUACGUCUGUUGGUGUCGUGUCAGGAGCUGCUUACAUUGACGGGAAGCCUAGAGACAGUAGCUUCCAGCGUAAAACAGGUUAUGUCCAACAAUCUGAUAUUCACCUUUCAACCGCUACAGUGCGUGAGGCAUUGGAAUUCAGUGCUUUGUUACGACAACCAAGGUCUUCCACAAAGCAAGAAAAGUCAGAGUACGUUGAAUAUGUACUCAAGGCCCUAGAUAUGGACCCAUAUGCAGACGCUGUUGUUGGGGUCCCAGGAGAAGGACUGAACGUCGAGCAACGCAAACGAUUAAGCAUUGGUGUCGAAUUAGCUGCGAAGCCGGAACUACUUCUUUUUCUUGAUGAACCAACCUCAGGUCUCGAUAGCCAAACCGCAUGGACCAUUUGUACUUUGCUUCGCCGACUAGCGGACAACGGCCAGGCUAUCCUUUGUACAAUACACCAACCAUCUUCGCAGCUGUUUCAAAUGUUCGACCAACUCUUAUUCCUUGAACGCGGUGGUCGUACUCUCUACUUUGGCGACAUCGGCAGUCAAGCCACGACACUAAUCCAGUAUUUCCAAGACGGCGGGGCCAGAAGUUGUGAUCCUGGAGAAAAUCCAGCUGAGUGGAUCCUUGAUGUGACAGGAGCUCAUCGUAAUCCGUCUCAAAAGACAAUCGACUGGUCCGAAACAUGGCGAAAGAGCCCUCAAAGACAGGAGGUGAAGCAUCAGUUAGCCGCGAUCAAGGAAAGGUCUUCAACCACUGCAGUCUCCCAAUCAUACCAGCCGCGCGAUGAAUUUGCAGCAUCUUCAUUAAAUCAACUCAUUCUUGUCACUCAUCGGAUAUUUCAGGAGUAUUGGCGUGAUCCGGUCUAUUUGUACUCUAAAGUGGCUCUGUCUGCUGGGGUGGGUUUCUUCAACGGAUUCUCAUUUUUCAUAUCGCCACUAGAUAUGCAAGGUCUCAUCAACGUUCUUUUCUCUAUUUUCUUGUUGGCUUCUAUUUUCAACAAUGUCGAUCAACAAAUAAUACCCCGGUUUAUACGCGGCCGGCAGCUCUUUGAGGCACGAGAACGGCCUUCUAAAACAUACUCGUGGAUUGUAUUUGUCGCUUCAAACGUAAUUGUGGAAGCAGUUUGGCAGACAGUUACAUCAGUCCUACUGUUUAUUGUUUGGUACUAUCCAACGGGACUAUGGAAGAACGGAGACCCGUCAUUCUCCCGGACCGAGAGAGGUGGUUUGAUGUUCGGUUUACUCUGGAUCUUUUGCAUAUUCAUGUCUACUCUCUCGCAAGCCAUUGCGGCUGGAUUGGAGCACGCCGAAAUGGCAGUGCAAAUGGCGCAGCUCGUUUCGUCAUUAUGGUUGAUAUUCUGCGGAGUAUUGGUAGCGCCGUCGCAACUCCCGGGGUUCUGGAUCUUCAUGUACCGUGUCGCUCCCCUUACAUAUCUUAUCGGUGCGAUGGUUUCUACUGGUAUCGGCAACACAGUUGUGACAUGUUCAUCCUACGAACUACUGCGAUUCGAAUCUCCGCCUGGGCAGACAUGCGGCCAGUAUAUGUUGCAGUACUUGAGCUAUCCUGAAGUUUCCGGAAGUCUAGUGAACCCAGACUCAACAGGGCAAUGCAUAUAUUGUCCAUUGCGAGAGACGAACACAUUCCUUGCGACAAUGGAAAUCUACGUCGUCGACCGCUGGCGUGAUUUUGGACUACAGUUCGUUUAUGUAGCCUUCAACAUCAUACUUACCUUUUUCUUAUAUUGGCUUGCUAGGGUACCUAAAGGGAAGAAAAUAUGA
Messenger RNA from Daldinia childiae, 4206 nucleotides. Its product is annotated as ABC transporter CDR4. The transcript has 11 exons. Gene Ontology annotation, molecular function: ATP hydrolysis activity; ABC-type transporter activity; ATP binding. Gene Ontology annotation, cellular component: membrane. NCBI's taxonomy places the organism in Eukaryota, Fungi, Ascomycota, Sordariomycetes, Xylariales, Hypoxylaceae. Bases 1 to 4206 code for a protein of 1401 amino acids. Gene Ontology annotation, biological process: transmembrane transport. The record is from RefSeq and is a predicted model, not a curated record.